This is a messenger RNA of Punica granatum (pomegranate), 960 nucleotides long. The record is from RefSeq and is a predicted model, not a curated record. NCBI's taxonomy places the organism in Eukaryota, Viridiplantae, Streptophyta, Magnoliopsida, Myrtales, Lythraceae.
AUUUUCCUCUUUUACAUGAGCAUUUGCUCUGACCCAUUUCUUGGCUGGUCGCUCCUCAGUCCUCAGCGCAGCAUUUUCUCGACUAGUCAAUCUCUCCGACCUUGCGAGAGCCGAGCGAUCCCCGAAACCCCGUCCUCCGCCAUGUUCCGCCGCGCCACCGCCGCCCUCCUCCGCCAGCCUGUCCUGGCCUCCGCUCGCGCCUCAGCUCGGGCUCUCUCCACCGAUCUGCCGGCGGCUCCCACCGCGGACUCCGCAUUCGUCGAGGCCUGGAGGAAGGUCACUCCCAAUAUCGAGCCUCCCAAGACGCCGCUUUCCUUCAUGCAGCCCCGGCCACCCACUCCGUCCUCCAUCCCCACCAAGAUCACUGUCAAUUUCGUCCUUCCUUAUUCCUCUGAGCUCUCGCAGAAGGAGGUCGACAUGGUCAUAAUACCGGCCACGACUGGGCAGAUGGGUGUCCUUCCAGGGCACGUAGCUUCAAUUGCAGAGCUUAAACCUGGAGUCCUCUCGGUUCACGAAGGCAACGAUGUGACAAAGUACUUCAUAAGCAGCGGCUUCGCAUUCAUCCAUGGGAAUUCCUACGCAGAUAUUAUUGCCGUUGAGGCUGUUCCUCUCGAUCGGAUUGAUGCCGGCCUAGUCCAGAAGGGCCUGGCGGAGUUCACGCAAAAGUUGAGCUCGGCCUCGACCGACUUGGAGAAGGCUGAGGCCCAGAUAGGAGUGGACGCCCACAGCGCUCUCAACUCAGCCCUGACCGGCUAACUUCCUCUCUGUGCACGAGUUGUGUUUGCUAAUUCUCGAUUUUUCGGCUCUUUUUUGUUUUUCGUCAUUAUGUAUUAUGUGCUAGUGAAAGGACAAUUUGCCUUUAAUAAGCAACAUUUGCUUUCAUAUUGGAAUUAUUGGUGACUCGGAAUGCGAACUUGAUUGAAUAAUAUCCUUCAAUUAGAAUUCCCCUUUCAAUAGGAA